GCAUCUUCUGCUGAGAUCUUGCUUUGAAUACAGAGUGAGGCCCCAGAACACACAGACAGAGAAGAGAGGAGGAACAGCAUGGACCGACCGGCAAUGGAAGUCUUCCACUACAAAGACAAAGAGCAGUGCUCCAACCUGCUCCUGCAGCUCAACAGACUGAGGCAGGACAGAAUCCUGACAGACGUGUUGCUGUGCUCAGAAAACACGGAGAUCCCGUGCCACCGUAACGUCCUGGUCUCCAGCAGCCCCUACUUCAGAGCCAUGUUCUGCCACAACUUCAAAGAGAGGCAGCAGACCAAAAUCCACUUAAAGGGGAUCGCCUCGACCAUCCUCAGUAGUGUCAUUGACUAUGUUUACACCGGACUCAUUACCAUCAGCAUGGAUAAUGUGCUGCCUCUGAUGCAGGCAGCAUCCAUGUUGCAAUACGGCCGCAUCUUUGAGGCCUGUUCCAGUUUCCUUCAGGAGCAGCUGAGCCCAGAAAACUGUUUGAGCAUGGUGAGACUCUCUGAGAUCCUGAAUUGCAACACUUUGAGAGCGAAGGCCAAGGAGAUGGCGAUGAAGAGCUUCUCCGACGUGUCAGUGUCUGAGGAUCUGUGUGAGCUCUCCUUACCAGAGCUCAUGGGUUACCUGGAGGACGACAGCCUUUGUGCGGAGGAGGAGCAGGUCUUCGAGACACUUGUUGCCUGGAUCCACCAUGAUCCUUACUCUAGAAGAGGAGCCAUUAGUGACCUUUUCAAGAAAGUUCGCCUACGACACAUCCACCCCACAUACCUCUUCCAGUUCAUUGCCAGUGACCCUCUGAUCCAGUCCUCCACCCUCUGCACGGAGCUCAUCGAAUCUGUCCGACGACUGAUGUUUGCCGUCAACACAAAAUGCAUCGCAGAGACAGAGGUGAACUUCAAACCUCUUUGGGUGGCACCAAGGCGCUACACCUCCAGUGACAUGCUGGUGGUUGUAGGAGGGAGAAAGAACAACGUGCAGACGUCGAGGGAGGCCCUGGUCUUCGAUGAGGAGACCCAGAAGUGGAAGUGCCUCACCAAGCUGCCCAUUCGCCUCUAUAAGGCCUCGUAUGUUGCCCUCCACAGCGUCAUGUACGUGAUCGGAGGCCUGACCACAAACACAAAGUACGGCCAGGUCAGCCCGACGGUCUACACACUCUCCCUCAAGACCAACCAGUGGCGAACCGCAGAGCCCAUGCUGGAGCCACGCUUUGCCCACCGGAGUGUCUCUUAUCUGCACUUCAUCUUCGUCCUGGGGGGUCUUGGGCCUGACAGGCGGGUGACAGACAGCGUGGAGAGGUACAACAGUAUGUUCAACCAAUGGGAGACUGUGGCACCCAUGCCUGAGGCUGUGCUGCACCCAGCAGUGGCUGCUACCAACCAGAGGAUCUACAUGUUUGGAGGAGAGGACGCCAUGCAGAGCCCGGUCAGAAUAAUACAAGUGUAUCACAUUGCCAGGAACAUGUGGUCCAAGAUGGAGAACAGGACGGUGAAGAAUGUGUCUGCUCCAGCUGUCCUUAUGGACGAUAAGAUCUACAUCAUUGGAGGAUACACCAGGAGGAUGAUUGCAUACGAUACCAAGGCCAACCGGUUCAUCAAGUGUGCCAACCUGAAGGAGAGGAGGAUGCACCACUCUGCAACCGUGCUCAAUAACAGACUCUACGUCACAGGUGGACGCUACAUCAACGGCCAUGACAUCAUCGAGGACUCGGACAACGUCGAGUGCUACGAGCCGAAGACAGACACUUGGACACCGAAGGGGACUCUGCCGUAUAAAGUGUUUGACCACGGCUCCCUGACUCUGACAAGUGUCUCACAGACAUGGGCAAAAUCCUAGCUGCUGUUUGAUAUUUAC
Messenger RNA from Limanda limanda (common dab), 1854 nucleotides. Its product is annotated as kelch-like protein 38. Lineage: Eukaryota; Metazoa; Chordata; Actinopteri; Pleuronectiformes; Pleuronectidae. The coding region runs from base 79 to 1836 and encodes 585 amino acids. The transcript is spliced from 5 exons. The record is from RefSeq and is a predicted model, not a curated record. Gene Ontology annotation, molecular function: protein binding.